Microthlaspi erraticum is the source of this 675-nucleotide messenger RNA. The record is from the annotation of a GenBank genome assembly. Lineage: Eukaryota; Viridiplantae; Streptophyta; Magnoliopsida; Brassicales; Brassicaceae.
AUGGCGGCGGGGAGAAGAGAACGAGAUGCGACGGAAGGAAAUGAAACGACGACGACGACGCCGGUGAAACGGAGGAAGCUGGAGGAGGAGGUAGAUGUGGAAUCUAGGAUUGUUUUGUCUCCGUGUGUACAGGCGACGAAUCGCGGUGGAAUUGUGGCGAGGAAUUCAUCUGGAGCGUCGGAGACAAGCGUCGUGAUCGUUCGGCGGAGAGAUUCUCCGGUCGAAGAACAGUGUCAGAUACCUAGCUCGGAGUACGAUUUGGAUCGCGCGUCGGUCUCUUGUUGCUCUAGUAAUCGAUCGGAAGAGAAAUCGAAACGGAGGAUCGAAUUUGUCGAUGUGGAGGAAGGUAACGGUGCUGAUGAUCAAACCGGAACGUCAUGGAUUUAUGAUAACUUCAACACAAGGAGAGAUCCAUACAGUGAGGAGCAAGAGGAAUCGGUGAAUAUGGAAAUGGAGAUCCAAGGAUCAGAAGAUGUCGUCGAGUCUCGUCGCCGGUUAAAGAUGAAGAAGAAGAGCGGUGAGACGGUGAAAGAAGACGAGCUAGAAGAUUUUUUCCAGGAGGCUGAGAGAGAUCUACGGAGCAAGAUGUUGGAAUGUUCUAUGAAGUAUAAUUUCGAUUUCGAGAAAGAUGAGCCACUUAGUGGAAGAUUCGAGUGGGAAAAAUUGAAUCAUUGA